AUGAGGCUAUUCCUCUUCUCUCUCUUAUUCAUAUCAGUCGAAGCAAAUGUGGUUUCAUUGCCAUCAAACAUAACCCAGAAACCUAUUCGGUCCAGCGGCUUUCACAUUAGGGGUUCCACCAUUCUGAGUGGUCAGACCCUCGCCCCGUUGACCCAAGCAUUGAUUCAAGCGACCGACCUUACUCUCGAGACCUUCAAUCUGACUGGCACUGCCUCAAUCAUCCCAGGCCAUUCUCUCGACUUAAAAGACACAGAGAUCGCUUUUAUAUCCUGCGAUCAGGACGACUACAACGAGGGUUAUCUCGGGGUCGGCCAAACAAUUGAAUACGUCACCUUAGCUCAUCCAGCGGCCGUGAUUCUCUAUAGCAAAUCAGCAACACACUGCAACUUCACGUCCGAUGCCCAGACAGCUGAUCGAUUCCCCAAUAUCUUCACCUUCCAACGACGAGGCGGCUAUUCGGCACUCCGGCGUGCUCUCGAUCAAUCCAAUCCAUUCAGUCCAUUCAUCAGUAUCGUCUCAAUGUCUUUAGUAACUGGCGGUACUGACACUGAGGAUACCGGAGCUUCCGGUGACAAUCCCAACACCGCCAUGAUCAUCCUUUACAGCAUCACGGGAGUUAUCACGGCUCUGUUCCUGGGUAUCAUUAUCACGGGUGCGAUCCGAGCUCAUCGCCAUCCCGAACGAUAUGGCCCUCGCCGCAUUGCCGGACGAGUGCGACAGAGCCGAGCCCGAGGUAUAGCUCGAGCGAUGCUGGAUACUAUUCCAAUUGUAAAGUUUGACGAGAGGAACGACGAUGUCGAAGCCGCCAAACGAGAUGUCGAGAUGUCUAUGGGUUCUGAAGAUCCCACUCGCGAGCACUCAACAGCCGAGGGCGAUGGGACCGCUACCGUUUCAACCGCUCCAGAGUCUGAAUUGCCCACCACAGACGAGGACGAACGCCCCACCCCCACAGGCCCAGAAGCUAGGGCGGAAACCGUACCCGAUGCAGGCCACCCUUCAUGUCCGAUUUGCACAGACGAUUUCGUCAAGGGCCAAGACCUACGUGUACUGCCCUGCAAUCACCAAUUCCAUGUAGAAUGCAUUGACCCCUGGCUGAUGAACGUCUCUGGCACCUGUCCCCUUUGCCGCAUUGACCUCAACCCACCUCAAUCCGAAACCACAGAGCAAACCGAUGAUCACGCCGAACACAUUGAACAAGCCACCGAAGGCGGAGCAACCCCGCCCACGGAAGAAGCCCGCCAACAAGCCCGUCAGCAAGCCCGCCACACGCACCGCCGUCUCACCAACUACUUGCACGGCCCGUUGAACGCGCGUCGCAUGCGCGACGCCACGGUGGAAGAGCGUCUCGCCGCUCUACGUCGCGUCCGUGAAGCAAACCAAGGCGAGUCUGCUGUCGCCGAAGAAGGUGCCCGACGCAGUCUAGCCGCCCGACUUCGCAACCGCUUCCGUAUCCGAACACGCGCUCACGGCUCCGAGGCUGAGUCUUCCGCUGACGCCGAAACUGCUACGCCCGCGCCGGCGGCUCCCGCUCCCGCCCAUCUUACGCAAUCUAGUUCAUGA
Molecule: messenger RNA, 1560 nt
Organism: Penicillium bovifimosum
Lineage: Eukaryota; Fungi; Ascomycota; Eurotiomycetes; Eurotiales; Aspergillaceae
Product: RING-H2 finger protein
Exons: 4
Coding region: 1-1560 (519 amino acids)
Source: RefSeq, a predicted model, not a curated record